UUUGAACCAAUUCUAUUGCAUUCAUAUAGAUCAUGUUUUUAAACUAUACUAGAUUAAGCAAGAGUUUCUGGGUUAUGCAUUAAGGUACUUUUUAAACAUUCUUGUUGUGAGGAUAAUGGCUACUAAUAGUUCUUUUCCCAACACGCGUCUAGGUGCCGAACGUACUCAAGAGAAGGAAUAAAACAAUGGCGGUGCAGGUCAGACGUCGCUCAUUGAGACUCAGUCAAAAAAAACAAAACAUUGAAAAGGCAAAUGUCCAUUCCCCACCAGCCCAACACAGUAAAAAAAGGCUUUGUAAUAAGAGGUCCCAGCAGAGCAGUUCAAUGCUAAACCAGCACAAUAACAAUAACAAAGAUGAGUGGCAAUGUCUUAAGUGUUCACAGAAAGGUAAGUGGAGAAAUUCCAGAACUUUCGUCUUGAAAGUGGACUGCUUUACAACACUUCUCUUGGCAAUAACAAUUGGUAUAGUCUCUGGAUUGAUUUACUGGAACAUGCUUCAAGGAUGGCAGCAGAAGAAGCUCUGGUUUUGGCUUAAACUUUUUCCAGCAACUAUUGGUCUGCUGUUUAUAAUUGACUACUGUGGCAACAACUGCAAAAAAUUCCCACUGAACUUAAUUUUACCGUUGAUGAUUACUGUUAUCGAAGGGCUGGUGCUUGGAGUGGUUUCAUCCUUCUUUGCUGCCAUGACAGUAAUGCAGGUUGGAGGAAUAACAGCAUUUGUGACGGUGAUGCUAACUUGGGUUGCUCUAAAGUCAAAAUUGAACGUCACUUGUGAAGCUGUGCCCCCCUGGAGUGUGGUCUCAAUGUUGGUCAUCUUUGGAAUUCUCUGUAUCUUUAACAGAUCACCUACACUACAGCUAAAUUAUGCUUUGUUUGGAACGCUGAUCUUUGCAAUUCAUUUGAUGAAGACACAAGUUAGAAUCAGAAGAGAAUCCACAAAGGAUCAAGAGCCCAUCGACUAUGCAUUGAAUCUCUACAUAGACAUUGUAACCCUUUUCUUCUUUAUGCUGCAGUUAAUGGAGCAGCAACAAGCUCUUAUUUUGGGGUGGCGAGUUGGUAAGCCUCCCACAUAUUGAGAGAAGUACACUACGUGGUGAGACUGACUUUUAGACUGAACUGUUUUUAUCCAUAUAGGUCCCCUGCUUCUUGGUCCCUGUGGAAAGGGGGCUAGGUUACUGUUGUGGAGACUGUUAGCGUGGGAGUGUGAAAAACACUAGUACAGUGGUUUUUUGAAACUUUUUUUUUUGCGGACCACUUGAAAAUUACUGAGGGUCUUGUCGGACGACUUAAUGAUCUUUCCAAAUGUUGUUUGUACUGUUAGCUAACUACUGUAUUGUAAAGUACUUUG
This is a messenger RNA of Caretta caretta (loggerhead turtle), 1348 nucleotides long. Its product is annotated as protein lifeguard 1-like. NCBI's taxonomy places the organism in Eukaryota, Metazoa, Chordata, Testudines, Cheloniidae. Gene Ontology annotation, cellular component: membrane. The record is from RefSeq and is a predicted model, not a curated record.